Molecule: messenger RNA, 414 nt
Organism: Morchella sextelata
Lineage: Eukaryota; Fungi; Ascomycota; Pezizomycetes; Pezizales; Morchellaceae
Exons: 1
Coding region: 1-414 (137 amino acids)
Source: RefSeq, a predicted model, not a curated record
AUGUCUGAUACACCACCUCUAGAAUACACAAGGUCUGCUGUGUCACCCGAGAGCCUCCCGCAACAACUCGAAACCGCCGAACGGGAGCUCUGCCAUAUUAAGAAGGAGAUAGAAAAAAGCGCGGACCCAGAGGCGUACACAAAAAGCAAGAAGGACGUUAUCGACGAGUGCUUAACCGUCGUUUGUAACGUAGAAAGCGGUGGUUGGGUUGAGGAUGAUGACAUUGUUGAGGAUGAUGACAUCGUCGAGGAAUCCCUUCCCACGGGGUAUACAUGGAUGUGUAAGCAGUUUCAGGAGCGGAUGGACAGGUUGCAGCUGAAGAUCGUGAGGAACGUGAAGGGGUUUGCGAGUAAAGAAGGCAUUAAGAAGCGUUACAGAGCGGAUAAGGCGUUUAGGGACAUGUACAUGUGCUAA